GUCGCAUUUGCAUUUAGCCAAGUCAGACGAGUAGUAACUCAUGUGUCGGUGAAUCGUCAACUUCGCAAGUAACGAAGAAUUGCAGACGUUCAAAUAUUGUGUGUGCAUUUGAAAAGAAAGAAGUCACAUAACUAAGAAUCGUGUAAUAUAAAAUUUUAAAAGAAAUUUUUCAAUUUCAUUAAUCAAUCAUGGGCGGAUAUUAUCUUCAAUCUCUAGUAGGUCCUGAUCGUAUUCAAUUAUUAGAGGAUGAAGAGAAUUCAUGUGGUAGCGACAGGACGAAAAAUCGGAUCUAUUUACCACAUCCAUCAGUGUCACCGAAACACUGUAUAUUUAUAGUGACGAAACAUCACGUAAAAAUAAUUGAUUUUGAUAGUGUCAAUGGCACAUUUAUCAAUGGCCUACCAAUUUCGGCGUACACGACGGUGGAACUUUCCGUAAAUAACAUUAUUGGGAUCGGAAUCAAUCAAACUAAGGACGAUGGUCGUAAGAAAAGUUGUGUGUAUCGGCUACAAUUUGAUGAUAUAUAUGCUCCUGGGAUCAGCUCUAAUGAAAACAAUUUCAGAGAAGAGAGAAAAUCAAAAAGUUAUCUAUCAACUGUGCCAGAUAAAGUUUAUAAGCCAUUAGACUCCGAUGAUGAAAUAGAAAUAAAUAAUGAUGACUGUAAUAUGUCGAUAUCAACGGAUCUAACGACCGAUGACGAUACUGAUCGUGAAUUUUCGGAUAAUCAUUCGAAAAGUCAGAGCGAAACUGAGUUAGAUAACUUCUACUUAAACGAUUCAAAAAAAUUUAAAGAAGACAAAAUAGAUAGAAGUAAAAUCAGUCAAAAAAAUACUAGAAAGGCUGGAAGUGAGAAGAGUAAAAAAGACGAAUUCAAAAAUCAGUCUGGAGAAAAGGAUGCAAUGAAAAAUAAAGCCAUUGAUAAAGCUAAAGAAAAAGUUAUAAGUAACGGAAAAGAUAAAGAUAAAAUUAAACACAAAGAAAGUGCUGAUAAACGAAAAUUAUCUCGCGAGAAUACAACUAAUCAUGACUUUAGUUCAAGGAAUUAUGUCAUACCGAAGAAGAAAAUGAAGGUCCAGAAUCAUGCUGCUGAUAGGGACGUGAAUACAGGUGUCGACAAUUAUUGCAAUAAUGAUGAUAUAAAGAACAAAUUAUCCCGAAAAACUAACGAAUUUCUGUCGCGCUUUUUCAAAUGGGAUCUAGCUUGGUUGGGUUCGGAAGAAGAUCGAGACUUACAAAGAUAUAGUCCAUUAGAAGGGGAAUUGAUACCACAAUUAGGAUUUUAUGCUGACUACGCUGAUUAUGAUAAAAUAAUGUCUAACUUAAUAUUACAAAAAUUAUGGCUCCGCAUAACUGGAAUUACUGACUGGAAAAAAAAUCAUUUAUUUAACGCGGUCGUAAAAGACAAUUCAAUAAGGAAGGUGCCCAUCGGUUUAGUUGAUGAGACAUUAACUGAAUUUGAAAUUGAGAUACCUUUCAAUCGAUCAGAACGACAAGAUUUACGCCAUCCUGAAAGACACGAUUUCAUCAUGCUCGAGCUGCCUGUGAAAAUCAAUAACGAAGAGAAAAUUCAGUACCAAAAAAUAUUCGCUUGCACAAAAGGUUAUCACAAAACAUUUGGUCUGUCAACUUAUAAAAUCGUUACCCGAUCUUUGCCAGCGAAUAUUGUGUUCCAACAAAAACUGGUAUUGCAAACUGUCUGCCGUAUUGAUAAAUAUAUACGCAUGGCUGAAGCUAUCAAAUUUUUACCGUUCACUCCACUGAUGAAAGGUGUAAUUCAGCCGGAUUCCAAUAAAGAAGUCUAUGCUUUACCAAAAGUACCAGAUUAUAAGCCACCCAAACUAAUUACCAAUGAUAAUUUGACUGGAGAUCAAACAGAAGCUGUCUUACGCAUCGCUAAUGCACUCGCUGGGCCUGAUCCUAAAAUUUGUCUUCUAGAAGUCUCACGUUCGAAUAGAUUCGACAUUAUCGUAAAUAUUAUUACGGAGAUAGUUUACGGGAAAAAUAAAUAUCGAACUGAUGAACGGAAUCGUAUACUUGUGUGUGCUCGCAGUGAUGCCUCGGCAGAUGAUAUUACGAGUAAAUUAAUCAAUGUACGGGAAAAAUUGAGAAAUGAUCACAAGCCGAUGGAAAUAGUUCGCAUAGGCAAUCCUAGAACAAUAAAUCUACGCACUCGACAUGUUUUUUUAAAUGAAAUGACUCAUUCAAUAAUAUAUAAAGGAGUCAGUAAUACCAGCGUAGAUCAGGAAAUGAACCGUCUGCGAUCAAAAUUCAAUCACAUAAAUAUGCAAUUAAAGUCGAGUAACUGUUCACCUGCUACUGAACGCCAAUUAAAAGAUAAAUUGAAACAUUGUGAGUCAGAACUAUUACUACUGAAAAAGAGCUACAAACAACCAUAUUAUGAUGAUAAAGAAUUUCAAGAUGUGAACAACAGUAUAUUGUGGAAAGCGGAUGUUAUCACUUCUGUCUCAUCGUCGUUUUUCUGUCAUCAAAUGGAGUCGGCAUUUGGUAUCGGAAGUCAAAAUAAAGUAGACAUAUGCAUUAUUGAUGAAGAAAACUUCAAUUAUGAGCCAGAGACACUCACAACUUUUAUGCUUGGUGCCACUAAAAUGUUACUGAUUAGAAAUCCAAGCGUUUCGAUGAAUUUCGACGUUAUCAAAGCUAAAAAGUUUGGUAACCUAUCACUUUUUUUACAUAUCAGUGAAUAUUUCGACAAUGAAAGCCCAGUUAUAUCUUUAACUCAGUAAUGAGUUUUAAAAACAAAUAAAAUGAAAUUAAUUCAUUUGUGAUUUGAUGGAUAAAAAAUUGUAUGUUGUACUAAAAUCUUUACGGAUGUUACGAUUGAAAAGUAAUUUUGCUUCUCAAUAUUUUGAAUUAUUUUUUCGAUAAGUAUUUUUUUUUAUACAAAAAAUUAAAUCUCAAGUCAGUUUAAUUGUCAACAAUUGUAAGCUAUCAUUACUAUUUGAUAGCGUUGUAAAUUUUAACAGAUGUUAAAAUACUUUAUUCGACCAAUUAUCACUGCAAACAAACAAAGGCUUUAUG
Messenger RNA from Microplitis mediator, 3039 nucleotides. RefSeq lists its product as uncharacterized. The record is from RefSeq and is a predicted model, not a curated record. Lineage: Eukaryota; Metazoa; Arthropoda; Insecta; Hymenoptera; Braconidae. Gene Ontology annotation, molecular function: helicase activity; protein binding; mRNA binding. The transcript is spliced from 6 exons. Bases 189 to 2744 code for a protein of 851 amino acids.